Pollicipes pollicipes is the source of this 1690-nucleotide messenger RNA. RefSeq names its product intraflagellar transport protein 27 homolog. The record is from RefSeq and is a predicted model, not a curated record. Gene Ontology annotation, molecular function: GTP binding; GTPase activity. Lineage: Eukaryota; Metazoa; Arthropoda; Thecostraca; Pollicipedomorpha; Pollicipedidae. Bases 184 to 753 code for a protein of 189 amino acids. The transcript is spliced from 6 exons.
AACAGCAAGGUUCCAAAACAAACGAAAUGCCAAUGCUGGCUCCAGAAUCGUGCCGUCCAGGCGGCAGCGACAUUUUAAGCUCAGUUUUGCCAAUGUCAUCAACGAUUAGAGCGCUUUGAAGUGUUUGUGCUGUGACGCAUGGCCGAAACAAGAAUACUGUAGUGUGGGGUUUUCCAGAUCAACAUGUCCCUUCCGAACGUCAUACGAGGGCGAUGCGCUGUGGUUGGAGAGAGCACGGCAGGGAAAACAGCCUUGGUGCAGGUCUUUCUAUCGGAUGGAGCCGACUACCCAAAGAACUACAGCAUGACUUUCACGGUGGACCUGCACCAGAAGCAGGUGCGGAUCCCUGACACGUCAGAGUCUGUGGAGCUCUUCAUUUACGACGCUUCCGGCAAGAGCAUCUACCGGGACGUCCUCAGCAAUGUGCUGAACCCCAACCUGGUCAUCAUCGUGUACGACGUCACCAACGAGAAGUCGUUCCAGGCAGUUGCCGAGUGGCACAAGUUCAUCAAGGAGGCCAAGAAGGACAAAAACACCAUGCCCGGGGUGCUGAUGGCGUGCAAAAUCGACCUGACUGAACGACGCAUCAUCAGUCCCAAGGAGGGCAAUGACCUCGCCAACAAGCUGGGCUUCGUUUACAUGGAAUGCUCCGCGAAGGAAAACCAGAACAUCGACGACGCGUUCUUCUACCUAGCAAACGAGUGGCACAAGAUGUACUCGAACGGUGUGAACUCGACGCUGAAUGCUGCUUAGGAAUGGGCGUGAAGCAGCACUCAAAUGCAUGAAGCCACCAAGACCGCGACGCCGCCUGUUAACCCAUAUCGCUGCUAUGAACGUGUGACUCGGUUGGUGCGGUUGUGUGGAAUCAGAACUGGGCGCAAACAAUAAGGAUAAAGGAGCAAGGUGGCUCGUCAACGCGUUGGCCAACACAUGGUGCUUCAGCCGUGACGAGAUCGUGUGGUCAUGGAAGUAGAAUGAGCAGGGCGGUGGCCUUGCUUUCGGUGAUAAACAUUAUGUAACAGGCUCUUGUACUGGUCAGUUUGUGAGAUAGUUGCGUGCGGAUGCGCAAAUCAGACAAAUCCUGGGAGAAAGCGGACUCGAAUAUCAGGCUCUGACUUGGUGCGUUCUGGGAAAGCGAGGUCUCCCACGCCUGGUCCUGGCAUUGCAACUGCGUGCGAAAGCGUCCGGAAAACAGGGUUACUAGGCGUUGAAAACUAGAUUUCAGGGAGCGAAUUGAUGUCCCACAUUAUAGCUAGCAUAAGGAGAGCAUAGCGCGAUGCACCACACGCCUGAAACUAAGUACAUUGAUUGAAAAAAUGUUGCCAAAAAAAACUCAGGCUCACCUGAAAGGCAAAGAAAAAUGGGACAAACGGACAUGGCUUCGCAAGAUGACAAAGAUGCAAAGCACGUUUGUCUGAUAAGUUUGCAACAUGUAACCUUACGAAUAGAUCGCUGAGAGCAUUCAUGAUUUCAGGUCGUUCUCGGUCUUCAGGGGUGGUUGAUGCUUGCCAGUCCAGAUGUGUUGUUGGAUUAGACUGUGUUAGGGCCCAGCAGGAAUCAUUACAAACAAACAAACGUUUAGCAAUGGUUAUGAUUAUUGCCGGUGCAACCAGAUGCACCGUCAUUCCGGGGGGCAUAGCAUCACACGUGGCUACCCUGGUAAAAGCGAUGACACCAUUUUCAACGACUU